GGCUGCAUUGCUCCGUUGAUGCGUGUGAUUUGCCGGUAUCACUAUAAUGUCCGGCCCACUCGAUCGCUUCGCCAGGCCUUGUUUUGAGGGAUUUUAUGGUAGUGAUGAGAGAAGAGAGAGGAAGUCUGAUUUUGAGAACUCCGAGGAUGAGCGGAGGACUAGAAUCGGGACUCUGAAGAAGAAGGCCAUAAAUGCAUCCACUAAAUUUAAACAUUCUCUCAAGAAGAAGGGUAGUAGAAGAAAAAGUGAUGGCAGAGUCAGCUCUGUUUCUAUCGAAGAUGUCCGCGAUGUUGAAGAGCUACAGGCUGUUGAUGCGUUUCGACAAUCACUCAUUUUGGAUGAAUUGCUGCCAGACAAACACGAUGACUAUCAUAUGAUGUUGAGGUUCUUGAAAGCAAGGAAAUUCGACGUUGAAAAAGCAAAGCAUAUGUGGGCAGAUAUGCUUCAAUGGAGAAAGGAGUUUGGUUCCGACACUAUUAUGGAGGAUUUUGAGUUCAAAGAAUUGGAUGAUGUGCUUAACUAUUAUCCUCAUGGGCAUCAUGGUGUGGAUAAGGAGGGUAGACCAGUUUAUAUUGAAAGGUUAGGGAAAGUAGAUCCCAACAAGCUAAUGCAAGUUACCACUAUGGAUCGCUAUGUGAAAUACCAUGUUCAGGAGUUCGAGAAAAGCUUUGCAAUAAAGUUUCCAGCAUGUACUAUUGCUGCAAAGAGGCACAUAGAUUCAAGCACUACAAUCUUAGAUGUUCAAGGCGUGGGCUUCAAGAAUUUUACAAAGUCUGCGCGAGAACUAAUUAUGCGGUUGCAGAAGGUUGAUGGUGAUAACUAUCCUGAGACUCUCUGUCAAAUGUUCAUCAUUAAUGCUGGUCCUGGGUUCAGGCUUCUGUGGAACACUGUGAAGACUUUUCUCGAUCCUAAAACAACAUCAAAGAUUCAUGUUCUUGGAAACAAAUACCAAAGCAAAUUACUUGAGAUAAUUGAUGCCAGUGAGUUGCCAGAUUUUCUGGGUGGAAGCUGUACCUGUGCAGAUCAGGGAGGUUGCCUUCGCUCUGAUAAGGGGCCCUGGAAAAACCCUGACAUCUUGAAGAUGGUUCUUAGUGGUGAAGCACGCCGCGCAAGGCAGGUUGUUAAAGUCUUAAACAGUGAGGGAAAGUUUCUUGCUUAUGCUAAGCCACACUACCCAAUGGUAAAGGGUAGUGAUACAUCUACAGCUGAGUCAGGAUCUGAAGCAGAGGAUAUUGCAUCCCCAAAAGCUUUGAAGAACUAUUCACAUCUUCGAUUGACUCCUGUUCGAGAAGAGGCUAAGGUUGUAGGCAAGGCAAGCUGCGCUGGAAGCUUCUCAGGUUAUGAUGAGUAUGUUCCUAUGGUUGACAAAGCUGUUGAUGCUGGUUGGAAAAAACAAGCUUCCCUGCAGAAAGCGCAUUCUCCCAAAGGAACAGUUCCGGUACCUAACAUCCCAAAAGAUCCAGAAGGAAUUCAAGCUCGGAUUUUGGUAGCGGUUAUGGCCUUCUUCGUGACUUUUCUCACUCUCUUCCGCUCAGUUGCUUCCCAUGUAACUAGGAAGCUUCCCGACACAUUGGCUAAUAAAGAACAAAAUGUUACUGAACCCACUGUUGACGCAACAAAUAAGGAAGAGUGCCGUCCUCCUUCACCAACAUCACCAUUUGCAGGUGCAGAUCUUCUUCCUACCGUACUGAAGAAAUUGGCUGAGCUUGAAGAGAAAGUUGAUACGCUCCAAUCUAAACCAUCUGAGAUGCCUUAUGAGAAAGAGGAAUUGCUGAAUGCUGCUGUUUGUCGUGUGGAUGCCUUGGAAGCAGAGUUAAUUGCUACUAAAAAGGCUCUCCAUGAAGCUUUAAUGAGGCAAGAAGAGUUGCUGGCUUAUAUUGACAGGCAAGAAGAAGCCAAAUUCCGGAAAAAGAAGUUUUGCUGGUUUUAAGUGUUGCUGAGGAAGAGAGACCACAAAAGAGGAUCUGCUAGACCUAAAGCUGUUUCUCAAAUAUGUGAUCUCAAUACUAGUGUAUGACUCGACAGUUGACGAACCAACCUUCGAUCCUGUAGUUGAUAUACCAUCUGAAAUGAUGCCAGUGUCUAUUGAGAACACAUUCGGAAAUGUCCAUCUGACUUUAUCGUAAAGGAUGUUGUGCAGUUUGGUUUACUUAUAAACUUACACAGGGAGGGUAUGUUGAAAACAGUAAUUGGAGUCAUAAAACCUCCGGUGCUUUAGAAAAAUAUUGCAAUGUUCAUAACGACUAGAGAAAUUGUUCACUUAUCUGAGAAAUCCAAAUCUGAUUAUUUG
Fragaria vesca subsp. vesca is the source of this 2290-nucleotide messenger RNA. RefSeq lists its product as uncharacterized. Lineage: Eukaryota; Viridiplantae; Streptophyta; Magnoliopsida; Rosales; Rosaceae. The transcript has 14 exons. Bases 47 to 1930 code for a protein of 627 amino acids. The record is from RefSeq and is a predicted model, not a curated record.